ACUGAGAUUUUCAAGUCGACUUCCAUUGUGUCAGUGAGCCAGAGCAACGAUACAGACUGCAUCUACAUUUGCGUCAUGUCAGGACGAAUAGGCAGAAAUCUUACAGAUCUAUGGGAAGCAAUAGAGAAGUCUCCUAUAGUUAACUACACUUUUUCCGGCAACAUAUCAGAUUUCUUGGCUGCAAAGUUGCCUACCUGGACACAAACUGGCACCUUGAAGGAAGACCUGUUGUUGACAAAACAGCCAAAUUGGCUGAAGCCUGGAAAAGCAGAAGGACCAGAAAUUCCAUUGGUACAAGCUUCCUGGUGGCUGAAGACCAAUGCUUCCAAAGAAUCUGGUCUUCCCUCUGCUGAAGCAACCUUAACAAGGUCUUCUCCUGCUUCUAUAGACAUCUCCAGCACUUCGUCAAGAUUUCUGCCAGUUCAUACCCCAAGGAUACCUUUACAAGCUAAGACCAUUGUCGUGAAAGAGGAUGAAACGGUCCCCCAGCAGUUGUCAAUAUGGCAAAACUCUGCUACUUUGAAAAGUUUUCCAGGUCCUUCUCCCCAGAUCUCAUCUUGGUUGCAGACAAACGCUUCAAAUGGAUGGGGCAUUUCUCCUACCCAACCAUCUAUACCUUCAGCUCCUUUGAUCCAAACAGACUUUCUGUCUAUGACCCGGCCAGCACCAACAGUGGGUGUUCCUUCUCCAUUGGCUUCUCCAUCUACAGAGGAAAAACCAGUUGCCUUGAAGACCCAUCCUCCUCCUAGAAACACACCCUUACCUGCCCUCGUGACAUUGCCACAGAGGCCUAACAGUGACAGCUUACCAAAGGUGAAUUCCAGUACUCAGGGAUCAGAGACAGGAGCUAGAGGUAUUUUGCUGGAUCUCCCACAUGCAGCAGAAAGAAAUCUAAAUAAUAUCACCUUCUUCAACGGAGUCUUUGAGAAUGUGGAAAGUGUUGCUUUGUUCUUUGAUUGCUUGGGCUCUCACUUCACUUGGCUUCAGUCUGUAUUCACCAGCUUUCCCCCGUUGCUCAACUUUGUGAGCAGAAUGAAGUGUGUGACUGGCGUUUGUCCAAGAGACUUUGAAGACUACGGCUGUGCCUGCCGAUUCGAGAUGGAGGGCUUCCCGGUGGAUGAAGUAGAUGGCUGCUGUUUCCAACAUCGGAAAUGCUACGAAGAGGCAACGGAAGAAGAAUGCACCUGGGAUCCUACCAAAAUCAUCAUGAACGUCAGCUGUCUAACCAAAAACAUCACUUGUGGAUCUGAGGAUUCUUGCGAGCAUUUGCUCUGCAACUGUGACAGAGAAGCUAUUGAAUGUUUCUUGCAUUCUCCCAUUAACUCUUCCUUGAAUAAUUUUGAUGCUUCCCUCUGCUCCUCUCUGGAGACAGAAGCGUCAAGUGUGAAAGCUCUCACCACAGUUCCUGCUUCAGAGCUUCAACACCUGAGGACCAAAGAAACUCAGUUAACAGAUAUGAUCCUGGCAGAUGUUACUGUAGAAGUGGAAAGCAACGGAAAUACCGAUUUCCAGAGAGGAAGAGAAGGAGGCGGAGGAGAUGUUCCUCAAGAGUUCAGUGACCUGACUCUGAACAACCAUGAAAGAUUUUCUUCAGAUGUUGAAAGCAGUGGAGUCCUUGAAACCUUCAGAGGAGGGGCUGUAACCCAGAAAGAUGCAACUGUUGCUUUUGAUAAUUCAGAACUAAGAGGAUUGUCAGAGAGCUAUUUCACUACUAUAAGAACUAGAUCCACUUCACCUGGGAUUAGCAAACCAGAAGCAGAAUUCAUGCCAACUUCAGAAUUUCCAAGACCAGCAAACAGCGGACAUCUCUUCAAGAUCGCUGGGGAGGAACCUGUGACAUUUUCUACGAUGAUUCCAGAAGCGUCACCACCUCCUGAAGACUCUUUUAGAGAAGUCUGUGAUCGUUUCUCCUUCCUGCAACGGGGCGAGAACGGAAAACUCAAACAAGAGUUUCCACAGUUGGGUGAGAUGCUCUACUGCUUGACUGACCACUGUCCAGAGGAGUUCGAAUUAUAUGGCUGCUUUUGUGGACAAGAGGGAAGAGGACAUCCGACGGAUGAACUUGACAGAUGCUGUUUCUCCCAUCAAUGCUGCCUGGAACAAGUUAAAAGACUGGGAUGUCAACCAGAAAAAAAAUCAAGAUCUGAAGUUGUGUGUUUUGAUCACACACCAACAUGUGUUGGAUGGACCCUGUGUGAAAACCUCCUGUGUUCCUGCGAUAAAGCUGCAGCCGAAUGCAUGGCUUCAGCCCCAUUCAACGAAAGCUGGAGGUCGCCCAGCAGACAGGUUUGCCAAGAGGACACACUGGCUUGCCGUGGGGCGGGGCGUGAGAGGCCUCCGAGCAGCCCUCCCAGAGAUGCCAGAACGUCUAGUGAAGAAGAAGAAAGUAGCAGCGAGGAGGCAGAUCCAGCUCAGCCCCUCCUGAGACGCGGGAAAAGAGCAAUACGGAAUGGCAGGCGAAGAUCCAGAAUGGUCCCAUUGCAAACAAGAUAAUCUCCACUUCUCUGUCCAGCUACAGAUCUACUGGCAACGUUGUUCAAGAAGCAGCCAGUAGUGUAUCUAUCCUAUAUGGCUGUCCGGUCUUUUCUUAAAAGCCUCCAAUGAUGAAGCACCCACAACUUGUGAAGGCAAGUUAUUCUAGUGAUUAAUUUUGUUCUCAGAGUUAGGAAAUUUCUCCUCAGUGCCAGCAACUUUGUGGGUCAUCCAUCCAUUGAGGCUUUUAAGAAGAGACUGGACAG
Pantherophis guttatus is the source of this 2738-nucleotide messenger RNA. The record is from RefSeq and is a predicted model, not a curated record. NCBI's taxonomy places the organism in Eukaryota, Metazoa, Chordata, Lepidosauria, Squamata, Colubridae.